Messenger RNA from Pelobates fuscus (common spadefoot toad), 1732 nucleotides. RefSeq names its product L-gulonolactone oxidase-like. Gene Ontology annotation, molecular function: D-arabinono-1,4-lactone oxidase activity; FAD binding. The transcript is spliced from 12 exons. The record is from RefSeq and is a predicted model, not a curated record. The coding region runs from base 99 to 1421 and encodes 440 amino acids. Gene Ontology annotation, cellular component: membrane. Lineage: Eukaryota; Metazoa; Chordata; Amphibia; Anura; Pelobatidae.
AAUUCAUUCCAUCCUCUCUUUGCAUGCUACGCGUCCAUCUCCCUUUAUUCUCGGGAUAACAGCAACCUACGGAACUGUCACAACCAACAUAAGUGAAAAUGGUGCUGGGUCGCGGAGGAUACAAGUUUCAAAACUGGGCCCAAACAUAUGGUUCUAGCCCGGAGCUUUACUUUCAACCCACGUCUGCAGAGGAAAUUAAAGAGAUACUGGAUCUAGCUCGUCAGAGAAGCAAAAGGGUGAAAGUUGUGGGAGGUGGACACUCUCCUUCGAAUAUUGCCUGCUCUGACGAUUUCAUGGUUCGAUUGGAUAAAAUGAACAAGAUUCUGAAGAUUGAUAAAGAAACUAAGCAGGUGACAGUAGAAGCUGGUAUUCUUCUGGCUGAUUUGAAUAAGGAGCUAGAUAAAUGUGGCCUGGCCUUAUCAAAUCUCGGCGCAGUGUCCGAAGUAGCUGCAGGAGGAGUUAUUGGAACUGGAACUCACAACACCGGAAUUGAGCAUGGAAUCCUUAGUACCCAGGUGGUGGCUCUAACUUUGAUGACAGCUUCCGGGGAGGUCAUAGAAUGCUCGCAGUCAUCCAAUCCUGAGAUGUUCCAAGCAGCCAGCCUUCACUUGGGGUGUCUAGGAGUGAUUCUGACUGUUACUCUGCAAUGCAAGUCUUCAUUCAACCUACAAGAGAUCCAUUUCUCCUCCACCCUCCAAGAGGUCCUUGACAAUCUCGAUAACCAUUUAAACAGCUCGGAAUAUUUUCGCUUCUUCUGGUUUCCGCACACGGAUAAAGUCAGUGCGUAUUAUCAGGAUCCUACAGACAAGCCACCAUCCUCCAAAUCUAGCUGGUUCUGGGACUAUUUCGUAGGAUACUACCUUCUAGAAUUCCUUCUCUGGAUAAGCACGUUCAUGCCUCGCAUUCUCCCAUCUAUCAACCGGUUUUACUUCUGGCUUCAGUUUUCCAGUAAAAGUGAACGAGUGGACAUUAGCCAUAAAGUAUUCAAUUUUGAGUGUCUCUUUAAGCAACACGUGCAAGACUGGGCCAUUCCAGUCGAGAAGACCAAGGAUGCAUUAAUUCAGCUUAAAUCCUGGCUGGAAAGAAAUCCGCAUGUAGUUGCCCAUUUUCCGGUAGAAGUCCGAUUUGCCAAGGGAGAUGACAUCUUACUGAGCCCGUGUUAUAGUCGAGAUAGCUGCUACAUGAACAUUAUUAUGUACAGGCCAUAUGGGAAGGACGUUCCACACCAAGAAUACUGGAUAGAAUAUGAAACUAUUAUGAAACGAGUUGGUGGAAGACCGCACUGGGCCAAGGCUCACACAUGCACCCGGAAAGACUUCCAAAAGAUGUACCCAGGUUUUUCCAAGUUUAACAGCAUCAGGGAGAAACUCGACCCAACUGGAAUGUUCCUGAAUUCCUAUCUAGAGAAAGUAUUUUACUGAAGAAAGAAAGAAACACAUCUACAAUGCAAUAUAUGAGUCAUUAAAAUUCCCCUCCACAAACAAUCAGAAGGUUAUUCAGAGGCCGAGGGAAAGUUUAACCCAAACUUACUAUAUAGUGGGUGAACAUCAACAAUCAUAUUGUCCAACCAUCCAAAGUUCUAAAAUUGGAUUCUAACCCCAGAUUGUAUGCCACAACUACUAACCCAUAGUUAUUAUUGUACAGGACACUGUUAUGUUGUAUUUGCCAACAUGUCCAUCAAUUAGGAAAGUGUGCAAAGUGUAUGCAAUAAAUUGCAACUGCAAAGACAGAA